AUGGGGCGAGGGCGCAGCGAGAUAAAGAGGAUCGACAACCCCACGCAGCGCCAGUCCACCUUCUACAAGCGCAGGGACGGCCUCUUCAAGAAGGCCCGGGAGCUCGCCGUCCUCUGCGACGCCGACCUCCUCCUCCUCCUCUUCUCCGCCUCCGGCAAGCUCUACCAGUACCUCGCGCCCACCGUCCCCUCUGUCAAGGAGUUCGUCGAGAGGUACGAGGCUUCGACGCACACCAAAGUUUGGUCCGACAUCCGCCAGGAGAGGCGCCGCGAGCUGGAGAAGGUGGCCAAGAUGUGCGACCUCUUGGAGAAGGAACUGAGGUUCAUGACGGUGGACGACGGGGAGCGGUACACGGUGCCGUCGCUGGCGGCGCUGGAGCACAACCUGGAGGCGGCCAUGCACAAGGUGCGCUCCGAGAAGGACCGCAAGAUCGGCGGCGAGAUGAGCUACCUCGAGAACAUGAUCAGGGGGAAACAAGCGGAGCGCUACGGUCUGUGUGACAAGCUCGCUCAUGCUCAGAGCCUCAAGGUCGUUGAAGGUGGAUCCACCUCGCUGAACAACGGCCUGGACCUCAAACUUGGUAGGUUCUCCCAGUCGAUUCAGAACCUAGUUACAGUACAAGUAAGUAGGUCGCAGAUCUGA
Molecule: messenger RNA, 642 nt
Organism: Triticum turgidum subsp. durum (durum wheat)
Lineage: Eukaryota; Viridiplantae; Streptophyta; Magnoliopsida; Poales; Poaceae
Source: the annotation of a GenBank genome assembly